This is a messenger RNA of Seminavis robusta, 1482 nucleotides long. NCBI's taxonomy places the organism in Eukaryota, Bacillariophyta, Bacillariophyceae, Naviculales, Naviculaceae. The record is from the annotation of a GenBank genome assembly.
GUACCGGUACUGGUACCGCACCGGUUGCGCGGUACUUGUACUCGAGUAGUACAGUCGUACCAGUGCCACCGAUACAAGACGAUCACAUCCGACAACCGACAACCACAAUGACAGAAAGUGCCACAAGCAUGAUGACGAAUGGAGGAGUCAAGCAGACACCAGUGUCUUUGGCGGAGCCGCCAAAGUCUACAUCGUGGAAACCGGACAAAAAAUCCAUUUUGGACAAGCUUGCUUCAAGCAGGGAAGAGCGAACCUUCUUCAUUCCUCACAUCCACAAGAUCCUUGGGUUCUCCUGUUUGGCAUCCUUUGUCUAUCGCUAUGCUCACAUUGGACCCACAGAUGGAAACUUUGGGCCCAAUUUUGGCACUCUUGUUUUCAUAAUUCAUCAUUUGUCGCUGCACGCAAGCAGUUUCAUCUUCCGCCUUCCCAAAGUGAGACGACUGCAGGGAGGGUAUCGGAUCUGGCCGGAAUUUAGGUGGCACGCUUUGGGUUUCACCUCAAGAUCGUUGGCCUUCAUUUUACUCAUGUGGCAAGAACAAAUGAAUGGAAUCCCUCCCAACUCCACAAGAUGCUACCAAGAAAUGGAUCUAGUGAUUGUAUUGGCAACCUGUGCCUUUGCAGAUUUGGGGUCCUACAUCGAACGAGAGAAUCAAACACAAACGAUCCGAGGGACCAAGGUCUCGGAUCCUUUUGAGCAUUGGUUUGCAUCCGAAAUGCAAAUCUACUUGACGGCACUAUGUGUGGUUGGAUACAGACGCUACACGCUGCAUCUACUUGCUAUCAGCGUUAUUCAGUGUAACGCUUUUCUGAUGACACUAAAUCGAAAGAAUGUAGCCCCACAAGGUGUUUUGGUCGGCAUCUAUGGCUUCAUGUUGGUUGGGGGGUUUGCUGUCAUCUCUUAUGAUGACAGUUUCAGCCACCGGACGGGUGUUGGCGGCACUGUUGGAGGAAUUGCUGCAAUUCUACGCAUGGGUCCGCUUCGUGUCAACAAAUAUAUUCUUUGGACUGCACUCUGGUGUGUUUGGUAUUAUGUUCGAAUGAAUAGGAUCUUGCCUUACUACAACACUAUGUUUUGGCUCAAAGGCAUGGUGAUUACAAAGAUAUUGAGCACGUUCUUGGGCCUUAUCAAGCGAUCUAGAGCUCCCAGGGAGAGCAGGAGCUCUCUGGUUGCCUUUUUGGUCUUUGCAACCCACGCUGCCCUCUUUGCUUGGUUGUAUUGGAUGAAUUUUGUGAGGAGCAGACGAUGAAGAAGAACUCAAAUUUCAUAGCAAUUUUGGUCGAUUGAUGCUAGCUAGUAAAAACCUGUCUGUGAAGAAGUCGAAGGCCUCAAUUUCCGGUAGAGACCAAUCCUUUUAGUUUCAAAUGAUCAGCUUUGAAAUCAAUGAUUCACCGUGCUGUCAGCCUCACUCGUCUGUACCGGAUUGACGGACAACCCGACUUUAAUAGUUGGUGAGCAUUCUCUGCCGAGUGUGUUUUCAUCUG